AUGGAAUCAUUCCAACAGGAUCGCUUGCCCAGCCCAAACCACUUCCGCAUCCUAACGCUCCACCCCGGCAUCACGACAGCACCCCUCCGCGGCAGCCUUGCAGUCCACGAGUUGACGGCGCCUCCCGCCUACGAAGCCAUCAGCUACGCAUGGGGGCCCACGACGCCCACCGCGUUGCUCGAAUGCUCCGGGAGAGCCCUGCGUAUCACGGGAAGCCUCGACACGGCCCUCAGAGCUUUCCGUUGGGGCGACAGGCCGCGGGAGCUGUGGAUCGACCAGAUCUGCAUCAAUCAGCACGACACCGACGAACGCUCGCAGCAGGUGCAGCGCAUGCGGGACAUCUACUCGCAGGCCAAUCGGGUCCUUUCCUGGCUUGGGGAGGACGACGGCAGUGCUCGGGGUCCGCUCGCUAAGGACUUAAUCGCCAAGAUAUGCGCCGUUGUGCGCCGUCACCAGGUCUACCGCGAGAAGAGGUUUCCUCCCGAGGAGUACCUACGCGUGCAUGGGCUGCCGCUCUGGGAUGAUCCCUCCUGGUGUGCGAUGGGCGACAUGCUGCAGCUUCCUUACUUCAAGCGCGCCUGGGUCAUACAGGAGAUUGUCAUGGCCAGAGAGGCGAGCCUGCUCUGGGGCGCCACGCAGAUCAACUGGGAGUUGUUCAGGGUGGCUUUCUACUGGACGGCUCUCAGCUCUUGUGGUGCCCAGUACCUGGAAAAUGGAAAGAUGAGCCCGAUGCUUGGCUUUCUCCCGUCACUGUAUCGCGGGAGGCUUCGUCCCUCCACGUUGGAGGAGAUCAUGCUAACGGACGCGAGAUGGUUCGAAGCCACGGACCCUAGAGACAAGGUGUAUGCUCUGAUUGGCCUUGCGGACGAUGGAGGGGCUAUCUCCGUGGAUUACCGCAAAUCUGCGGCUCAGGUCUAUGCGGAUGCUGCGAGAUAUGUGAUCAGAGGCUCGCGAAGCCUCCGCGUGCUUUCUUUGGUAAAUGCAAUAAAUACCGACCAUAUCGACUUCCCUACGUGGACCCCCCGAUGGGAUACUAGGUGUGAUCGUGCCUACUUGUGGCUGAGGAAAUUUACGGCUUCGGGCUCUUCCCAAGCGGUCCACGUGGAAGACGGUGCAAGCUGGAGAACUUUGACCCUUAAGGGAGUAAAGAAGGGAGUACUGCGACACAUAUGCAGUACUUCGGUCCCAAACCGAUACAAGGGGGCCUCGCCUACAUUAUUGUUACUCAAAGAGCUCUUUGACGAGCUUUGUACCAAAUCAGGUGCUGCGAGGAAGAGGUGCGACGGAAGUCUCUUAAACGUCUUUCUCAGGUGCCUGGUAAUGGAACGAGAUACCGAGGAAGCCGUCCCGACCGGCCUUUUGUUUGCGAAAUUUAUCAGCUGGGCUUGGACCAAGCUGGCUCAAGAGUGCACUAACAUUUCGCGAGCGAGCGCUGCGCGCGCGCAGCGCAAUGACUUCGCCGCAUGCUACGCAGCUUUGGAGUUCAUACAGCUGGCACUUGAUACAAGUCCGUCUUUGUCCGACGCCCCCCCAGAUGAAUCAACUGUAGUUCAGGAAACUCAACAUUGGGUGAGGGUGGUCGUUGAUGCAUUGGUCCUCGCCAGUGGUAAUCCGUCCCUUAGGUCAGAUCUGGGCGACUGCGUCAUACGUAUAUGGUCGCGCCAACGAUGUGAUGAUUUCAAUGUCAAAUUCGAAGUCGUUGGGUCGUACUUUGAAAGAUUUUUCGUGGCAGAGAAUGGGGAGAUAGGGGUUGGGCCGGCAUGCUUGCAGACAAACGAUAUCCUGUGUAUUCUGUACGGUGGAUCCACGCCAUACAUCCUGCGGCCGACCUCUACACCCGGGGAGUAUCUAUUCCUCGGUGAAUGCUAUGUCGCCGGUAUCAUGAACGGCGAACGGCUGGACGGAAUUGACGUGGACACCACUGCUGAAUGGUUCCAUCUAAGAUGA
Molecule: messenger RNA, 1947 nt
Organism: Anthostomella pinea
Lineage: Eukaryota; Fungi; Ascomycota; Sordariomycetes; Xylariales; Xylariaceae
Source: the annotation of a GenBank genome assembly